Messenger RNA from Priceomyces carsonii, 459 nucleotides. RefSeq lists its product as uncharacterized. NCBI's taxonomy places the organism in Eukaryota, Fungi, Ascomycota, Pichiomycetes, Serinales, Debaryomycetaceae. The record is from RefSeq and is a predicted model, not a curated record. Bases 1 to 459 code for a protein of 152 amino acids. Gene Ontology annotation, biological process: mitochondrial electron transport, NADH to ubiquinone. The transcript has a single exon.
AUGUUUCAUUUUCAAAGGUCAGUAGUGAGAAGUGUGAUAAACACGGAGAGAAUCUAUGCAAGUUCCCGUCUUUAUUCGUCAACAGGAUUAACCAAACCGGAGUUGGAAGAGAAUGCUAUCACAGAACAAGCACCUAAUAGAGCUGAAACAUGGUCUCCUAGUCAGAAGUCAAGGGUAGACGUAAUGGCACAAUAUCCAGUAAGAUUCAUUCAAAAGGACUUGAGUAAACAGCCAAGAGCAUAUGCUGCCAUUGAUUUAAUUGCAAAGCAGCCUAUAAGAUAUUUAAGUCACGAUGAAGGUAACAUCGCAGUAUGUGAUGGUAAUAAAGAGAACACUUUAAUGGGUCAUCCAAAAAUUUUCAUCAACUUGGAUAAGCCACAAGCUUCUACAUGCGGCUACUGUGGUUUGAGGUAUGCCAAAGAAGAGUUCAAAGACAUUAUCGAAAAUGGACAUUCUUGA